AUGCCUCUCAUUCUUAUUGAUUUUGUACCAUCAUCACGCCACAAUUCUUUCCAAGAUCAUUGCCUCCAUCUGUUUGAAAAACUGAGUCAAAAGUUGGUGAAAGGAAGAGAACGAGUUCCAAGAGCCUUCUCUCGUGCAUUUCAACUUGUUCACACCAUCGAUAAAAUUGCACUUCCUUCUGUUUCGACGUUUGAUGUGGCAACAGCUUUCGAAUUUGACAUGUAUCUGAAACAUCCGUCAGAAGUCAAGAUUUCUUAUCAUCAUGCUUGUAUUAUCAUCAGUGACUCUGGAAAUCAAAGAAUGUUAUUUUUUGACUUGAUGUCAAAAAAGUUUAUAUUUUCUCUCAAUAUUGAAUCGUGUCACUUCUGUGUUCAAGAAAAUUACGAUCAAAUGGAACAUGACGCACUUCUUUUGAUUUCUUCCAAAAUGUUUUUAUGGAAUUAUUGUAUGAAAUGUGAUUUACAAUUUCUGUUACAAAAUUCCAAAUCAAAAGACAGCAUUGAUGAUUCCAAACUUGUUGAAAAGAAUUGUUUAUGGAAAUCUCAAUCACUUUCGAAUGUAACUGGAAUUUGUGUGUCCAGAACCUAUGCGUUCAUUUCCGAACUUGUUUCAAAAACUAUUUAUGUGUUAAACUUGUCUUCUGGACUUGUCGUUCAAACCAUUUCAUUGGAAGGAUCUCCAUUCCGAUCGGACGUGAUUUUUGAUAGUUCUUUAUUCUAUGUCAUUGAACAGAAAGAUGAAAAGAGUCGUGAUUAUCGAAUCAAAAUCUUUUUUCUCGAGAAGAAUGACCUUCGUUCUCCACCGAAAUGGAAAAUUGUGAAAAGUUUUGGCGACAUGAGAGAAGGAAAAGUGAAUUCACCAAAAGGAAUUUGUAUUCUCGAUAAGAGAGAGGGUUCUGAAUUUCUUCUUUCAUCCACGACGACAACAACAACACUCCAAAAAAAUCGAAUUCAAAUUUUUCGAUUUGGUCGUUGUGUCAAAAGUUUUACCACUGUGAAAGGUCUCUCUGGAAUUUGUUUGAAUGAAUUCACGGGAGAGUUAUUGGUGUGUCAUACAAGAGAAGUUUCCAUUUAUAAGUGA
This is a messenger RNA of Naegleria fowleri, 1080 nucleotides long. RefSeq lists its product as uncharacterized. The transcript has a single exon. The coding region runs from base 1 to 1080 and encodes 359 amino acids. The record is from RefSeq and is a predicted model, not a curated record. Lineage: Eukaryota; Heterolobosea; Eutetramitea; Acrasida; Naegleriidae.